UCUGGGCUGUAAAAACGAUCUUUCAAUAGAAAAAAAGUGUUCGUGUGUCCCUUCCUGUGCGGACGCCUUCCCGGCCGCAGUCUUCCGUCUCUGUGACUUUGGGACUCAAGUGCGGACGCCUUCCUGUCCGCAGUCUUCCGCCUGUGACUUUGGGGACUCCGUUGCGGUGUGAGGCACAGCCGCCUCUUCCUUCUUUUUUCUCAAAGUCUCAAUAUCAACAGCACUGCACCUUCCGCCGGCCCCGUUUGUCGUUUGGAUUUUUGAACGAGAAGGAGCCACAGGCAACAGGCCGAGCAAGGCAACGCGUACACACACUCUUCAUUUGGCCAACCGAACCGCACGACACGGGGUUCAUCGAUUGUGAUUCAGAACAGAUUCAUGCAACGGGGCGAAGUGGCAGUAGCAAGUGCCUACGAGACGCCCAGCAGCCACUUCGACGACAAGGAGUUCACAGACAUGCCUGAGCAUCGGUGGCCACCCCCGCCUCCUCCUCGUGCGGUGCUCACACCGCCGAGUCCGCCAUCCGACGACCAAGAAAGGCAUCACCAGUAUCGCCACUCAGGAGUCCAUCGGCACAACAACAAGAACAACAAGUUUAGAAAGCACAAUCAGCCUUGCCUCAGGUUUGUGUCGGGGUAUGGCUGCUCCUUUGGGGACAAUUGCCGCUACUCACACGAUCUCGGAGCUUACUACCCCGCCUACUACGAGACUACACGUUACGACGACCCUAUUUGGUCUGGUGUAUACGCUAUGCCUCGACAAAUGCAUCAAAACUACCCGCAGCGACAGCAUCCACGUCCUGUGAAUCCUCCUCCGAUGCCUAAACGUGAUCCAGCUCGACCUUCCUCGCUGUUCGACUUGCCUCCGCAACGACAACGAGCUUCCUCGUUUGCAAACCACUUCAAGUCGCAGGACAACCAGUCCGAUGAAGCUCCUGCUUUGCCUGGUGGGAAACUGUUGUUUAAGGAUGCUGUCCUCAAGCAAAGCACGGUAAAGCCAUCCGAACGUAAGCAGCACGUAUCUACAACUUCUAAAGUUACUGAGGAGAGUGGAUGCAACGACGAGCACAGGUAUUCCGAUGAAGAGACGAUGACGCCAGAAAACGAGGAAGCUGACUCCAAACUUCAGACACCAAUGUCGCAACAGAAUCAGCGUCGCAAGAAGAAUAUGCGCCUGCGUAAGUGUGCAUCAGGUGGCACAAUGUCGAACCGCGAUUCAGCGGAAUUUUAUCUCAAUCGGAACUAUUUAUUGAAUCAAGCCGACCGUGACGCAGAUCUUAUACGUGCAGAACAGCAGCUUCUGCUACGAGAGCAGCAGUACUACCGGCACCCUGUGAGUGCAGCGCAGCAGCUGCAUUCAAUGAGUCCGUCGUACACCCGAUAUCUAGCAGAGGAGCAAUUUCACAGCAAUCUCAGCAGACAAGCGGAAGCGUUUGUCGAUUAUGUUGACACGACGCUGGCCUUGAUGGAAACGCAUCAACAGCAGGCUAUUGAUUCCUUACAGGAGCUGGUGCGCUCCUUGUGGCCUGAUGCUUUGAUCGACAUUUACGGAUCAAGCUAUACACAGCUUGCAUUGCCAGUCAGCGACAUCGACUGCGUGCUGGUUGCGCGUUCGUUGGCAGGAGAGCGACCGUUGGUGAUUUUAGAGGCACUGGCGGCUGAGGUUGAGCGUCAGCCAUGGACGAAGAAACUCGAGCUGCUUGGAAGUGCUAAAAUCCCCGUUCUCAAGAUGACGUACUCUCUCAAUCCAACAGAACAAGACGUGCUGCUUGACCUUACAUGCGGUCAUUCUGUUGGCCACACUGGACUGGGCGCCCGAGACCUUAUUUAUUCGCUGCAAACAGAGAUGCCAGCGUUGCGCCCUCUGGUGUUGAUUUUGAAAAGCCACCUCGUCAACAACAGUAGGUGAAGGUACCGUAUAUCGUGCUUACUUGUCAGCACUAACUCGUGUCUUGCAACUGUUGUGGGCUGUAGACUUGAACUGCGCAUUUACGGGUGGAAUCUCGUCAUACGUCCUGGUGAUUUUGGUAGUUCGCUUUUUGCAGGUAUGGCCAAUGAAUCUGCAAACGAUCAUAAUCAAUUUUGUACGAAUGCUACUCACUGGUUUGCUGUCGAUAGGCAUGUGGCGACACCCACGUGAGAUCGUUUGCGAGCAAUACUGGCGGCAAAGUCCGCGGUGGAAAUCGCAGAAGAAGCUACUCGGAGAACGCAUCAGUGUCUGAUUUUCCAGAAGAGCUGGCCUACGUCUCGAGUCUCAGCGAUGCUGUAGUGCAACCAAAGUGGUGCUAUACGUUUUCGCGUGGUGGACGCGUGACAUGGUACACUGGGAUCGGCAGUCUCUUGACGCUCUUUUUGGAAACGUACAUCACGUUUGACUACCGACGAUUCGGCAUCUCCAUCGAAAACGAAGGGUUCGUAAGCACAGUCCAUUGAGUGUGAUUAUUACGAAAAUUAUAACGUGUUCUGAACUGCUGGCUGCUUGCAGAGAUUUUUUCCUGCUCCCACUGGAUAAAAUAGUCCCCAUGCAAUGCUCGGUUGUCAUCCCGUACGUCGCGGACCCGAUUAAGCCUGGACGAAGCAUUUGCAACUGCUUUCGCAUGCACGAGGUGAGGCAAUGCGCGUGUGUUCACAUCUAUAGCUUUGAGUCAGGCGCUUAAUUUGUGUGUUGUUGCCAGGUAAUCCAAUCGUGGCUAGCGUUGUAUCAAAACCUGGCAGCUGGAGUCCCAGUGGUAACGUGUAUUGGAGCAUCCCUGAGUCGUUGAACUCAAUCUCAGAUGAUGAGCCAACGCGUUAAAUUGCCAACUCUUGUCGGUGAAAGUGGAGGACGGCAGUGGGGCAGAUGCAGCAUGUAUGUGUCCCUGUACCCGUGCCUUCAUCUUCGUGCAGCAAGGCCGUCUCCUCCAAGAUCACCGCUGCCACACUUCAGUUUUGGUUGUGCUUCCGAAGUAAAUCUCCGCGUCUUGGUGAUGUCGACAGUGUUGUAGUGCUUCAGUGGAAUCCAAAUCCGCGCUUUUUGAGCCCAUACGCGUCUGCAUGGCGAGGAUACUCAACAGUAACUCAUAAAUACAAGACGCAGGCGCAAAAAGUGGCACUUGUUUCCAUAGCACUGCUACGAUAGCUGCAGUGUACGAGUUGGCCAAAUACAACAUGGAGCUAACGGUGCCUAAAACUCUAGGGGGCGCACGCUCAUGAACUCAGACACCAGGUCGUCAGUGAUGGCGGCACGACGCUUCUGGAAGUCCAGCGUGUACUCGGCCAUGACAUCGAUCAGCUUCUGCUUCACCUCGCCCGACAUCAUGCGGCCGGCGCCGUACUCCCGACCAAUGCGUUCAAGCUCCUCGUCGUCCUCAAGCAUAAACGACAGGUACUGGUACGGAAUAUCGGCCUCCAAGUUGGCGCCGUACUUCUCGUGGUCGGCCUUGGUCUCACCUCCGCCGCUGUAAGUAAAGUAAAUAAACGCCAAGGCAGUUAGAUACCUGCACAUCAACACACGAAGAGAUAAAAAGUGACCCAUAGCUUACCUGAAGGCGUACUUCUUGAUCUUGUUGGCAAUGUCUUCCGGCGAGUCCGAGAUGUAGAUGGUGGUGCUGGCCUUACUGGCGCUCAUCUUGGUGGUGCUACCCUGUAGUGCCGGGAAAAACUUGGAGUGCAUGGAAGCAGGCUUGAGGUAGCCAAUGCGCGGCGCCACAUCACGCGUCAUGCGGAAGUAUGGGUCCUGGUCAAUGGCGUGAGGAAUCAGGCAACGCAGACCCUUGCGUCCACCAAGCACCACGGGGAACGUCUCCGAGAAAGAAGGCACGGCUUGGACAGCUGGGAAGGCCGACUUGCCGAUGUUGUCGGAUCCAGUGAAGCCGAAGAUGCCGCGCACCUGGUUGUACGUGACGCACUUCUGCACCUUGAGGAUCUGAGGGUACAUCUCCUUGAUGUAGUCCGUGUUGGCGAAGAUGAAGGUCUUCUUAACGUCAAAACCACAGGCAAUGAUGUCCUUGGCGUUCUCCCAGGCCAUCACCUCGCUCUCCUCGAGUGUCUGGUCCUUGAACAGAAACUUUUCAUCGUUUGUCAGCUGAAUAACGAGAGGAACGUCGAACACCUUCUGCAACCAGGCCGUGAAGGUGAAUGGGAUCAAGUGACCCAUGUGCAGACUGCCCGACGACGGGCCACGGCCAGUGUACAGGAAAAACUUCUCGCCCUUCUCAUAGGCAUCCAGGAUCACGUCCAGAUCACGGUGCGAAAAGAAGUAGCCGCGACGCAAGUAGCGGUGGGCCUUGUGGCCAGUGAGUCGCUCCAUCCUCUCGACCAUCUCGGGCGGGAUCUUAGUGCUACCGAACUGCUCCACGAGCUUGUCGUAGUCCACACCGUCCUCCGCCUCGACAUCCCACGGGGUCACGACCUGGGCGCCACUGGCCGCGCCCGAGCUCAGCACCUGAUGCUGGAACUCGGCUUGGCGCAGCAGUAGCUCAGCGUCAGACGGAACGGCGGCGCUCUCGGCGGGCUUCGCGCUCUCACUGGGUUUGGCCUGCUUCUGUUUCUGCUUCUGCUUGCCGGCCUUGGAAGAGCCACCCGCGGCCUUCUUGGCCGCCUGCUCGGCCAGCUUCUUCUCCUUCUUGAGCUGGCUUUUGGACUUCUUGGGGGCCUCACCGUCGGCAGGAGCAGCGGACGGAGCAGCCUCCUUCUGCUUCUUGGGUUGCUGUGGAGGUGUAUAGUCAGCACCCGUCAGCGUCUUAAACUCGGCCUUGAGCGCCAACAGCUCCUGAACUUUGGCAGUAAUCGCCUCGGCGUUAGCCGCAUCCUUGGCCGCCUUGAGCUCGCGGAUGGCGUUGCCAGUGGCCACAAUCUUGUCCGUCAACGCCUGCGCCUCCAUAGUAAUGUGGUGUG
Messenger RNA from Phytophthora nicotianae INRA-310, 4874 nucleotides. RefSeq lists its product as hypothetical. Gene Ontology annotation, cellular component: TRAMP complex; nucleolus. Lineage: Eukaryota; Oomycota; Peronosporomycetes; Peronosporales; Peronosporaceae. The record is from RefSeq and is a predicted model, not a curated record. Bases 379 to 1908 code for a protein of 509 amino acids. Gene Ontology annotation, biological process: RNA 3'-end processing. Gene Ontology annotation, molecular function: metal ion binding; mRNA binding; poly(A) RNA polymerase activity. The transcript has 4 exons.